CUUUACAGGUGUGGCAACGCUUCAGGCUAUAGGGCAGCCAUUUUUUUCACGCUUUGUAAAAAGUUUUUUUAAAAGCCGUGGAAACCGCAGAAAAGUCGAGAAAAUUGCUUUUCGCCAGUUUUAAACAAUUGUGUGGACCAACCAAAGUAUGCAAAACUAAACAUUGUGUGUGCGCGACGUGAGUGAACCAAGCAAUUGAACAUGGAAACCGUUGUUGCCUUCAACAAUGAGCUCUCCGGACUCUAUGACAGCCGACCGCCCAUUUCCAAGGCGAAGAUGGCCGCCAUCACCAAGUCGGCGAUGCGGGCCAUCAAGCUGUAUAAGCACGUCGUCCAGAGUGUGGAGAAGUUCAUCUUGAAGUGCAAGCCGGAGUACAAAGUACCCGGGCUGUAUGUAAUCGACUCGAUAGUGCGCCAAUCGCGCCACCAGUACGGCAUGGACAAGGAUCUGUUCGCGCCCCGAUUCCAGCGCAAUCUCACGGAGACCUUUGCCAACCUGUUCCGGUGCGCUCCGGAGGACAAGAGCCGCAUUAUCCGCGUGCUGAACCUGUGGCAAAAAAACAACGUCUUCAAGUCCGAGGUCAUCCAGCCGAUCUUUGACCUAGCCGACCCGAACCACCCCAUCUACCAUCAGAUGCCUCCGGUGGGUGGCAGUGGAGGACAGGGCGUCGGCGUGGGUCCAGGACCCAGCAGCAGCGGAGCUCUUAGCCUGGCGGACAUAUCGAGCGGUCCGAACGGUCUGAACAGCUCCGGAAUGGAAAUAAGCAUGAACAGCUCCGUGGGCGACGAUAAAAUGGGCGGUGCCAUGCCCGACUUGUCGCUGGGCCAUGAGAAGUUCGGUGGUGGCAGCAGCAGCUCCAAGCGUCACUACUCGGAGCAACACUACUCCAAACGCCAGUCGGUGGUCUCGUGCUCGUCCAAGACCAGCAAGUCACAUCAUCACAAACGGGAAUAUGUCAAGAGCUCGCACGACAUUGAAUACCAGGUGCGGGAGAUCAUCGAGGAAGAAGAUGACGGCCUGCAGAUGCUGAUGGCAGAUGAUCACCACUGCAUGGGCGACGACUCACCGCCCACUUCUUCAAACCUGUUAGACGAGAAGAAGAUCAAGCAGCUGCUAAACAAUCCCAAUGUGCUGCGGCAGCUCCAUACGCUGCAGAACUUCCAAAACUUGAAGCCGCAGGAGGAGAACCAGAAGCAUCGCUAUCAGGACGAGGCACUGCAGCAGCAUUUCCAGAACGUAAUGAAGGGAAAUGCUGGUAUGCCGCCGGGCAUGGGAAUGGGCAUGGGCAUGGGCAUGAACAUGAACGACAGCAUGGACCUCAACAAGGAUGUCGAGUUCAUAUCGGAGCAACAGACCAUAGAGGUGAUCAAUCUGGAUGGUGGCGAUUCCCGCAGCCCGACGCCCGACCGUGAUCGCUACAAGCGCAGUCGCCGGAACAGUCGCAGCCGCACGAGAUCUCCGCGAGGACGUGGCGCCGGUGGAGGCACGGGCAAUGAUCGACGUCGGCGUGGCUCUCGUUCCCGAUCGCGCAGCCGAUCUCCACGCUCUAGCCGGCGACGCGGAUCAAGGGACCGAGAUCGCAUGGAUCGUAGCAACCGGGACAAGGAGCGCGAUCGCGAGCACGAGCGUGAGCGGCGCAAGAAGGGAUUGCCGGACAUCAAAAAGGAACAUCUCAGUGUAUGCAGCACUACGCUGUGGGUGGGCCACCUGUCUAAGCUUGUUUACCAGGAGGAGCUGUCCGAUACCUUUGGCGAGUAUGGCGACAUAGUGAGCAUCGAUCAGAUUGUGCCGCGUGGAUGCGCUUUUAUUGUAAUGAACCGACGCCAGGACGCCCACAAGGCGAUGCAAGCUCUAAAGAACCACAAGCUGCAGGGACGCGCCAUCACGAUUUCAUGGGCCGCCGGCAAGGGUGUGAAAAGCAAGGAGUGGAAGGACUACUGGGACCUCGAACUGGGUGUAACUUACAUUCCUUGGUCCAAACUCAGUUCGGAUACGGACUUCGACGCCCUGGAGGAGGGUGGUAUGUUCGACGAAGACACUAUGCCCAUCCAAAUGAAGCAGAAGAUCAACCAGGCCAAGAAUGCUGCCAAGGAGCAUAAGGGUGCAUCCAUUGCGGAGGCAGCUGGUGCGCCAAGUGUGGGUGUUCCACCGCCAAAUCUGAUAUUUGGCAUCGAUACAACCCAACCACCACCGGUUGGUCCAGUCGGCCCAGUGGGUCCUCCACCUGGUCCGGGAGCCCCACCGCCUGGGCUCAUGGGUAUGGUUAGGGGACAAUUUCCGAUGGCCCCACCCAUGGGCAUUAAUAUGCCACCGCCCAUAAUGAUGCCGCCAACAAACAUGCCGCCACCGAUGAUGAUGCCAACGACCAACAUGCCUCCUCCAAUGAUGAUGCCGACAAUGAUUCCUCCUGGCUUUCCAGGCAUUGGGGGACCACCACAUCCUAUGGGCUUGCCACCAGGAGCUCCGUUUCCUCCGCCUGGAGCUGUGCCGCCACCCAUUCCCACCGGUGGGCAGAUGAGCAAUAGUGGCAACGUGAGCGAUGAUCAAAUGGACAUUGAAAUGGACGUGGAGGACGCCCCACCUCUGCCGCCGCAGCAAGCCAACUUUAAUCCGUCCCCCAGCAAUGUGGACCUAUCGCCGGCGGCCAUGGCCAACGAGAUGUUCCAGCAGCGGGACAGGGAGCGCGAUCGAGAUAAUAGGGAUCGCUCCCGGGGACCGGGCAACUCGCGCUGGGGCGGUCGAGAUGAUGUCGUUGAAGCGGCAGAACGCUGGCGCGCCGAAAAUGGUGGUGGUCCGGGAUCUGGACUCGGACCGAACGCAGCCUUUAACGAGGCACGUGCGCGCCUGAACCUAAAUCCCAUUGAGCACGGGAUGCCGAGACCGGACUUCAUGGAUUUUGAUAAUCGCGGUGGACCGGGUGGACCACGAGGAAUGGGACCGCGUGGAAACCACAACGGUGGCCCCGGAGGCGACUUUUUCCCGCCCAACAUGAAUCACAAUCGGUUCAAUCAGCCCACUAGCUUGAUGCAGAUGCGCAUCCCGCCGCCGGCCUCUUUCAACCAGCGCAUGGGUGGUCCAGCUGGUAACGGUGGCAACGGCGUUGGGCCCAUGUUUAUGCGCAACCAAGGAGGUGGACCAGGUGGUGGUGGACCCAGCGGUGGUGGACCCGGCGGUGGUGGACCCGGCGGCGGUGGCCCGGGCGGACGUCAGCAGGGACCAGGUUUCUUUAAUCCUCGGAACCCCUUCAAUGACAACCAACGAGGACGUGGAGGUCAAGGUGGAGGCGGAGGUCGCGGCGUGGGCGGAGGAGGAGGAGGUGGCGGUCCUGGAGGUCGCGGACGUUGGAGCGACGAUGAGGACGAGGGCGGAAACAACUUCAAGCGGCGUGGCGGUCCCGGUGGACCAGGCGGUAAUAGAUUCCGUGGCGAGCGUGGAGGCGAAAUGAUGGACGACCGUCGCGGCAACAAUUCACGGGGUGGACGCGGAGGGCCGCGAGAGGAUCGCGAACGUCCGGGCUUCGGAAACAGACGGGGCUCGCGAGAUGACAGCAACCGCCAUUCAAUAAGUUCGACGGAUGAAGGCAACAAGACGGCUUCGGAGACGGAACCCAAGCCCAAAAACGUUGAAACCGAAUUAGGUAGCACCAACACCGGUGCGCCAGCUGCGGGAACUAGAGUGGACACCGAGGAGGAUUGGGAUCAGGAGCUUCAAGACUAUGAGGCGAGAAUGGAGGCCCAAAAGCCAGGCGAACGAGCAUCUCAGUCUGCCAACAGUCCGCAGCAGGAAAAGCAGCCGGAGGAGAAUCAAAACUUCGCAAAGCCAGCCGACGUCACCGGCGAUCCUUUGGUUGCGAAAUCACAAACAGAAACUUCAGCCGCCUGCACGCCCCUUUAUGACGAGCUGCCACCGCCAGCAGUUCCACAGACACCAACUCAGCCCCCGAAAGAACCUCAAGGUUCUCCGCCCCGGCCGGCGCCGCAAGUCAUUGAAACCGAGGCUGCGCCCCAUGAGGAAUCGGUUCCAGCGCCGGCUGCUGAACUCCAAACGGAGGCUCCAUCCGCGGAGGAACCCCAAGCCCCAGCUGCUUCCGCCGAUGUCGAAGCCGAAGCUGAUCCCUAGGCGACAGACAGAUCAAAUGAGCAACAAACUUAUUAUUGAGCAAAUUCAAGAUAAAUUGUAAUUUAUGAUUUUCCUUAUCAACUUAAGUGUAACAUGCGAACAUUUUACCGUUUUUAACUUGAGAUUACGUAGCAUUUUUGACGAGGGGGGUGGGGGUUGAACCGGACGCUUUUAAAACCAGAUUCAGUUAAAUUCACUUAAUUUAAUUUGUCGUACAAUAGGAACCACAACUACCAAGGAAAACGUGGAGCAACCGAUACACACAGUUAUAGCAAAUAAUUAGCAAAGGAAACGGAUUGUAUGGACAGGAAAUUGACAGGGGAGCUUGUGGGGGAGUAGAAGCCCAAUCAUAAACAAAUCAGCAAUCGUAAAACUUGAAAUGUUUAUUAUUUUGUUAUGUAUUUAGUUUUAAGAGUAUAUUUAACACUCAAAUUGUUCUAAUGCGCAGAUUCUAGGUACACGCAUAUUAAUGUACAAUUCAAAUAUAUCUAUAUUAUCGGAUACUAUAAAAUAAAAAAUGAAAAACAUC
Messenger RNA from Drosophila sechellia, 4648 nucleotides. RefSeq names its product Insulator su(Hw) mRNA adaptor (gene Isha). Gene Ontology annotation, molecular function: RNA binding. The transcript has 10 exons. Gene Ontology annotation, cellular component: nucleus. The coding region runs from base 202 to 4119 and encodes 1305 amino acids. The record is from RefSeq and is a predicted model, not a curated record. NCBI's taxonomy places the organism in Eukaryota, Metazoa, Arthropoda, Insecta, Diptera, Drosophilidae.